Molecule: messenger RNA, 969 nt
Organism: Adineta steineri
Lineage: Eukaryota; Metazoa; Rotifera; Eurotatoria; Adinetida; Adinetidae
Source: the annotation of a GenBank genome assembly
AUGUCAUCUAACAAUAACACUAGCAUUACAUCAGCAAUUCUUCAACUUCAGAGUGCUUUUCGAUAUCCAAGUCUUAUUUUAGGCUUUAUUCUAUUAAUUGGUGGUGUAUUAGGAAAUAUUCUUAAUAUUAUCGUCUUCAUUAAAGUGGGAAAUUACAAGAAAAAUGCAUGCUCACUUUACAUGUUUAUUCAUACUUUUCUUGAUCUCAACGUUCUUCUUGCUGGUCUAACCACUCGAAUUCUUAGUGCAGGUUUUCAAAUAGAUUUUACUUUAAUGAAUCGAAUCUGGUGUCAAACUCGCUUACGUUUUAUUGAUAUUAAUAGUGAAAGUACAUUUACUUUGAUUUGCUUACAGGCUAUUGAUGCUUUCAUUUGUUCUUCUCCAUCAGUUGUUGUUCGACAGAAGAGCAAUAUUCGAAUAGCACGAUAUUUAAUAGUUAGUACUCUUUGUUUCUGGUCUAUUCAUGAGAUACCCUACUUCAUCUUUCAAGAUCUUGUCAUCGUUGGAGGCACUCCCAUGUGUAUCACAACAAAUGCAAUUUAUGCUCAAUAUCGUAGUUAUUUUGCCGCUCUUUGUAUUAUCACUAUUAUUCCUAUUAUAGUGAUCUCUAUUUUUGGAUUUCUCACUGUCCGACAUAUGAAAGCUAUCGGUGUAACAAGAUUACUUUCUUCUCUUACAAGACAAACAGUUAGCAUGGCAUUAUUUCAAAUACUUGCUGUAUUAAUGUUCAAUGGUCCAUAUUCAGCUUGGCAAAUUUACUCAGUGAUUACAGCAAAUGUAGUCAAAGAUAAUUAUAGACGAGCAGUGGAACAGUUAAUUAAUUCAUUUGCUGCUACUUAUGAUUAUGGUCCAUUCGCAAGUUCAUUUUAUUGCUAUUGUUUAUCAAAAAGAUUUCGAAAUCAAUUGAUUGUUUCUCUCAAAGAGGUCGUUGGUUGUAUACAUACGAAUCAAGUAUUUCCAAAUCCUUAA